AUGUCACAAACUUUUAAUCCAUCCCCAGCUUCCCAACAGGUUGUUGAAGAUACUGCGAAGGUAAUGGACAGAACUUGGGAAAACAUUCAAGAGAAAACCUUUACGAAAUGGGUAAACAGUAAAUUGGCUAUCAAGAACAUAGAUUCAAUUAGCGAUUUGAAUCGUGCAAUGUCUGAUGGAGUUCGGUUAAUUCAGCUUUUGGAAAUUAUUGGAGAUACUUCCUUAGGAAGAUAUAACAAAAAUCCAAAAAUGCGUAUUCAAAGAGUCGAGAAUGUGAAUAAAGCAUUAGAAUUUAUCAAACAUAGAGGUGUUUCUCUCACAAACAUUGGAGCUGAAGAUAUUGUUGAUACCAAUCUUAAACUUAUUCUUGGUAUGAUAUGGACUAUUAUUUUGAGAUUCACGAUUGCCGAUAUUAGUGAAGAGGGUCUAACAGCUAAGGAGGGUCUUUUACUUUGGUGUCAAAGAAAGACGGCUCCUUAUUCCGAGGUUAAUUCGGACCGUCAUACGAAUACUAGUUUAGCAUUUGAUGUUGCGGCAACGCAUCUUGACAUACCGAAAUUGUUAGAUGUAGAAGAUGUUUGUGACAUUCAAAAACCUGAUGAACGAUCAAUUAUGACCUAUGUUGCAGCAUACUUUCAUGCAUUUUCACAUUUAGAUAAAGUGGAAAUUGCUGGGAGAAGAGUAGCAAAAUUUGCAGAGGUUAUGCAAUCCGCUUGGGAUAUGGAACAUGAUUAUGAAAGACGUGUCAAACAGUUAAUGCAAAAAGUUAACGAUAGGAAAACCAUUUGGGCUAAUUCUCGUUUUGAUGGGAGUUAUACCGAUGCUAAACGUCAAUCUGCUGAAUUUAAUAGAUAUAAAAAUUCCGAGAAACGUGAAUGGGUAGCAGAAAAAAGUGAUUUAGAUACAUUACUUGGAAAUAUUCAGACCAAACUUAAAACAUAUGUAUUGCAGUCUUAUCAUCCUCCUGUAGGAUUAACUCUAUUCGAUUUAGAUAAAGUAUGGCAAAGUUUAUUGAAUGCUGAAGCCCAAAGAUACAAAUCUAUUAAUGAUAAAAUCCGAGACAUUAAGGAGAAUCUCCGUAAAUCAUUUGCUCAGUCAGCAAAUAGCUUUCAGAAAAGUCUGGAUUCUAUAUUGCAAGUAUUGUCUAAGUUAGAUGGAGAAUUAAACGUACAACUUGAAAAUGUGAAAAAACUUUCUGCAAAAUUAGGACCUUUGGAAGAUUCUCUCUCACGUAUUGAAGAAAUUGAUGCCCAAUGUCAUGAAGCUAAUAUUGAAGAAAAUGAUUAUACCGUAUUUUCAGUUGAUGACUUAAAAUUCGAAUUGGAACUUGUAAAACAAUCUGUUAAUAAGAAAUCUGCGUUCAUUGAAAAUCAGAUCGUGUCAAGGAGCAUGACAAAUUUAACACCGGCACAGUUAGAAGAAUUUGAAAGUACUUUCCGUCAUUUUGACAAGGAUGGUUCAAAUACAUUAAAUGCUUAUGAAUUUAAAGCUGCUUUGGCUAGCUUAGGUCUUCUUUAUGAUGAUGAUGAAUUGUAUGCCACGUUUAAUCAAACUUGCGCAGGACAAUCUGAAGCCACUUUCGAACAGCCAUUUGUUACUGAAUUAGAUUUAAAAAGAUCUUUAUUACCAGGGAACGUUGUAUCAUACUUAAAAGAAGCUAUGCCAAUCAUUCAAGGUGUAGCUGAUGGAUAUGAUUAUUCCAAAUAUUUAGAUCAAGUUUUUAACGGUUAUUAA
Funneliformis mosseae is the source of this 1734-nucleotide messenger RNA. NCBI's taxonomy places the organism in Eukaryota, Fungi, Glomeromycota, Glomeromycetes, Glomerales, Glomeraceae. The record is from the annotation of a GenBank genome assembly.